Lucilia cuprina (Australian sheep blowfly) is the source of this 957-nucleotide messenger RNA. RefSeq lists its product as uncharacterized. Lineage: Eukaryota; Metazoa; Arthropoda; Insecta; Diptera; Calliphoridae. The transcript is spliced from 2 exons. The record is from RefSeq and is a predicted model, not a curated record. Bases 1 to 957 code for a protein of 318 amino acids. Gene Ontology annotation, molecular function: zinc ion binding; nucleic acid binding.
AUGCCGGGUGGUGAGCAAAUUUUGCCAGCUCCAUCCCAAAUGCAACCAAUAGAAGGAGGACAAUUUUUUGCAACAACGUUGCAGCCUAUCAAUUUAAAGUCUCCAAACUUGGCAAAAGAGUGGAAGCUGUGGUACACCCAAUUUAAGAUAUUUAUGACUGCUUCAAAUUUGGAAACACAAGCAGAUCGGCGUAAGGUAGCAUUGCUACUUCAUCAUCUAGGCAGCGAUUCCCUUGAGAUUUUUAAUUCUUUUAACGAGGAUGUCGAUAGUAUUGCCUACUCAACACUAGUGGAAAAAUUUGAAAGCUUUUUUAUACCAAAAGUAAAUAUAGCAAUGGAGCGUCAUAAAUUUUUCAUUUGUAAACAACAACCAAAUCAAGCAAUUGAUGAAUAUGUUACAAUUUUGAAAAAUUUAAGUUUAAACUGCGAAUUUGGCAGUUUGCGGGAAGAUCUCGUCAGGGACAUUUUUACCUGCGGCUUGUCGCCUAAGAUGGGAAAUAUCCGAGAGAGGUUAUUGGCAGAGGGCGGUAUUCCCUUGGAUAGGGCUAUUGCUAUUGCUAAAUCCAUAGCUAUGGCUAAAGAAAAUGCUUUAAAACUUGAAGAUACUCAGGACGACGAACCAGUCGUUAAUUUGGUACGUAAAAAAACGUUUAAGUCUGCAACUUACAGCAAGCAACAGGUUCCACAUUGUGGUCGGUGUGGUCAAGUGCAUAAGAACAAAUGCCCGGCAGAAGGCGCCAAAUGUCAUAAUUGUGGCAAAAGCGGCCAUUUUGCUAAAAUGUGCUUCAUGAAAAAACGAUAUGUAAAAAAUGUCAAUAUCAACGAAGAUGGCGACUGUAAUUAUGAUAAUGAUGAAGAAGAAGAGGAUUUAUUUAUUGGCGCUCUUACUAAAACAACAAAAUCAACAGCAGCAGAAUGGAAUAUAGAGGUGGGAAUUGAAAACAACAAAAUGUGGUGA